AUGGUCGCCACCAGGAAAACUUGGAGCCUCUUGCGUGUCACUGUGGCGGUGUCGUCUCUGCCGCACGAGUCUCCCUGCCUGGCUGCGGCCCCCGCACCGUCUCCCGAGCACCGCGCCUGCCCCCCUUCACCGCCCCCCUCCCCCCCAGAUACAACGUCGCGCUCCCUGCCUCAGACCCCGCCCACCCUCGACCCCCCCACCAAUCAGCCCCCGCUCCCAGCCCCCGGCGCUAAUAGGCCCCCGCCCACGCUGAGAGCGCGCCGCCCCCCGCCCGCCAGCCUCAGUUUAAGUCAGGAGCGGAGCAGCAGCAUGGAGCAGUACCUCAGCUACCACACCAUGGCCUCCGCCACCGCCUCCCCCGCCCUCUCCCCCUCCCACCGCCCCAAGGACGACGGAGAGCGCCCCCCGCGGGACAUUGGCACCCUGUCACCCCCGGUUCAUGAACCAGCUGUCAUGCGGUACGGAGGUGGUGUCGCUGGCGGGUGAGUGGCUGACCGCGGCCGCCAACACCAAUAUGUUCACCUAUGAGAUCGCUCCAGUCUUUAUCCUCAUGGAACACAUCACCAUGAAACACAUGCGAGAAAUCAUCGGGUACAAGGGAGGAGACAGCAUCCUGGCUCCUGGCGGCUCCAUCAGCAACCUCUACGCUGCUCUUGCGGCCAGGCACAAGAUGUUCCCCGAGUACAAGAAGAAGGGGCUCCUGGCUCUUCCUGGUGAACUCUGCAUGUUCACCUCCCUUCAUAGCCACUACUCGCUGAUGGGGGCAGCCGCCGCCAUGGGUCUGGGCACCGAUAACCUUAUUGAAGUUCCUGUCGACGACAAGGGCCGCAUGGUGCCAUCAGAGCUCGACCGACUGAUCCAGGAGGCUAAGGGUAAGGGUAAGGUGCCAUUCAUGGUGACAGCCACCGCUGGCACCACCGUCAUGGGGGCCUUCGACCCCCUCCACGCCAUCGCUGACGUCUGCGAGAAGCACAAGCUCUGGUUCCACGUUGACGCUGCCUGGGGAGGCGGAGUGCUCCUCUCCAAGAACCAGAGGCACAAGAUGGACGGCGUAGAGCGGUCGCAGUCCAUCACCUGGAACCCUCACAAGCUGAUGGGAGUCCUCCUUCAGUGCUCAACUAUUCACUUCCAGGAAGAUGGACUGUUGAUCUCGUGUAACCAGAUGUGCGCCGACUACCUCUUCCAGCAGGACAAGCCUUACGACGUCAACUACGACACCGGCGACAAGGUCAUCCAGUGUGGCCGACACAAUGAUAUCUUCAAGCUGUGGCUACUCUGGCGGUCCAAGGGAGACGAGGGCUUCGAGCGACACAUUGAUCACCUCUUCGAGAUGACGUCUUACAUGGUGCAGAGAAUGAAGCAGCACCCAGACAAGUACGAGUUCGUCAACGACGAGCCAGAGUGUACGAAUGUCUGCUUCUGGUACGUGCCCCACCGUCUGCGCUCCGUCAAGGCCGGACCCGAACGCUGCAAGCUGCUGGGAGAGGUGCAACCCAUCCUCAAGGGGCGGAUGAUGACGGCAGGGACCCUCAUGAUCGGCUACCAGCCUCUCGACCACCACCCUAACUUCUUCAGGAACAUCAUCUCCUCUCAAGCCGUCAGGAGGGAGGACAUCGACUUCAUGCUGGAGGAACUGGACCGUCUUGGCUACGACUUGUAAGGUGC
Procambarus clarkii (red swamp crayfish) is the source of this 1665-nucleotide messenger RNA. RefSeq names its product glutamate decarboxylase (gene Gad1). Gene Ontology annotation, molecular function: pyridoxal phosphate binding; glutamate decarboxylase activity. Lineage: Eukaryota; Metazoa; Arthropoda; Malacostraca; Decapoda; Cambaridae. The record is from RefSeq and is a predicted model, not a curated record. Gene Ontology annotation, biological process: GABA biosynthetic process. Gene Ontology annotation, cellular component: cytoplasm.